AUGCUCCGUCGUACGUCCUCCACAUUUUCAGCAAAGCGAGUAUUUGUUGUGGGUGGGCAUAUUACAACGUUUGUGGGCAAAGGGUCACCACUUUUUAUCGAUAAAAAACACCCCGAUUUUGGCAAGAAGGAAAACAAAACACUGGAGGAACUUCUGGCAGAGAGCAUAAAUGGAGCACUGCAAAACACGGGUCUGCACGACGGCCGUGCGGCGCUCGUUGACAAACUUGUCGUCGGAAACUUCCUUGGCGAGUUGUUCUCUUCUCAAGGGCACCUUGGUCCGGCAGCGGUUGGCAGUCUCUCCGGCAGCAACAGUUCUGCCUUCCUAAACAAACCAGCUGUGCGCGUCGAGGGUGCGUGUGCAAGUGGUGGCCUCGCUGUGCAGUCCGCAUGGGAGGCACUACUCGCCGGUACUUCACAAAUCGCCCUUGCUGUGGGUGUUGAGGUUCAGACAACCGUCUCUGCACGUGUGGGUGGUGAUUAUCUCGCACGUGCAGCACACUACAAGCGCCAGCGACAGCUUGAUGACUUCACGUUCCCCUGCCUCUUCGCAAGACGUAUGAAGGCAAUCCAGGAGGCGGGUCAUUUUACGAUGGAAGACGCAGCGUAUGUGGCAGCGAAGGCUUACGCGAGUGGUAAUCGGAACCCUCUGGCCCACAUGCACGCGCGGAAGGUAACGUUAGACUUCUGCACACAAGCCUCCGACAAGAACCCUAACUUCCUUGGGAACGAAAUAUACAAGCCUUUCCUGCGGACCACGGACUGUUCACAGGUCAGUGAUGGCGGAGCUGCGGUUAUCCUCGCCAGUGAAGAAGGGUUGCAGAAGUUAGGCCUUUCACCCAACGACAACCGCCUCGUUGAAAUCAAAUCUCUCGCCAGCGCAGCCGGUAACCUCUAUGAGGACUCACCAGAUCUUACACGAAUGACUACUUCCAUGGUUGCGGCGCGAACUGCCCUUUCGAUGGCUGGCGUGAAGCCCGAGCAACUUCAGGUUGCAGAGGUGCAUGACUGCUUUACCAUCGCUGAGCUGCUAAUGUAUGAGGCCCUCGGUAUUGCAGAGUACGGGGGUGCGGGGGCCCUCAUCCGCAGUGGGGCAACGGCACUUGAUGGUCGCAUUCCAGUCAACACCGGGGGCGGUUUGUUGUCGUUCGGCCAUCCGGUAGGAGCCACUGGCGUGAAGCAGGUGCUGGAGGUGUACCGGCAGAUGAAGGGCCAAUGUGGGGAAUACCAAAUGAAGAACAUCCCCGGGAUUGGCGCCACGCUUAACAUGGGUGGUGAUGACAAGACUGCAGUGUCUAUGGUGCUAACGAAUAUCUAA
Molecule: messenger RNA, 1317 nt
Organism: Trypanosoma brucei brucei TREU927
Lineage: Eukaryota; Euglenozoa; Kinetoplastea; Trypanosomatida; Trypanosomatidae
Product: 3-ketoacyl-CoA thiolase, putative
Exons: 1
Coding region: 1-1317 (438 amino acids)
Molecular function (GO): acyltransferase activity, transferring groups other than amino-acyl groups
Source: RefSeq, a predicted model, not a curated record